CCGGCUCCCGGAAGCGGCCGCCGCGGCGUGGAGCCGAGCGGGCGUCGAUUCCCGGAGCGGCAAUGCGCGGCGGCCGGAGCCUGUGACCUGAGCACGGCGGCCCGGUGGGGGCCGCGGAAUGGCGGCUCGUUGAGGAGGCGGCGGCGUCUCCGGCCCUUCGGGCGCGGCGCGGCGUGUCGGCGGCCGGGGUGAUGCUGCUCAAGCUCUUGCAAAGACAGACCUAUACCUGCCUGUCCCACAGGUAUGGGCUCUACGUCUGUUUCGUGGGCGUCGUUGUCACCAUCGUCUCGGCCUUCCAGUUCGGAGAGGUGGUUCUGGAAUGGAGCCGGGAUCAAUACCAUGUUUUGUUUGAUUCCUACAGAGACAAUAUUGCUGGGAAGUCCUUUCAGAAUCGGCUCUGUCUGCCCAUGCCGAUCGACGUGGUUUACACCUGGGUGAAUGGUACAGAUCUUGAACUACUGAAGGAACUGCAGCAAGUCAGAGAACAGAUGGAGGAGGAACAGAAAGCAAUGAGAGAAAUCCUUGGGAAGAACACAACGGAACCAACUAAGAAGAGUGAGAAGCAGUUGGAGUGUUUGCUGACACACUGCAUUAAGGUGCCAAUGCUCGUCCUGGACCCAGCUCUGCCGACCAACAUCACACUGAAGGACCUGCCAUCUCUUUAUCCUUCUUUUCAUUCUGCCAGUGACAUAUUCAACGUUGCAAAACCAAAAAACCCUUCCACUAAUGUCUCAGUUGUUGUUUUCGACAGUACAAAGAAUGUUGAAGAUGCCCACAUUGGAAUUUUUAAAGGAAACAGCAGACAGACAGUUUGGAGGGGCUAUUUGACAACAGAUAAGGAAGUCCCUGGGUUAGUGCUAAUGCAAGAUUUGGCUUUCCUGAGUGGAUUUCCACCUACAUUCAAGGAAACAAAUCAACUGAAAACAAAAUUGCCAGAAAAUCUUUCUUCUAAAAUAAAACUGUUGCAGUUGUAUUCAGAGGCCAGCGUAGCACUUCUAAAGUUGAAUAACCCCAAAGAUUUCCAAGAACUGAAUAAGCAGACGAAGAAGAAUAUGACCAUUAAUGGAAAGGAACUGACCAUAAGUCCUGCAUAUUUAUUAUGGGAUCUGAGUGCCAUCAGCCAGUCUAAGCAGGAUGAAGACGUUUCUGCCAGCCGUUUUGAAGAUAAUGAAGAGCUGAGGUACUCACUGCGAUCUAUCGAGAGGCACGCGCCGUGGGUUCGGAAUAUUUUCAUUGUCACCAAUGGACAGAUCCCAUCCUGGCUGAACCUCGAUAAUCCUCGAGUGACAAUAGUCACACACCAGGAUGUUUUUCGAAAUCUGAGCCACUUGCCUACCUUCAGUUCACCUGCUAUUGAAAGUCAUAUCCAUCGCAUUGAAGGGCUGUCCCAGAAGUUCAUUUACCUGAAUGAUGAUGUCAUGUUUGGAAAGGAUGUCUGGCCGGAUGAUUUUUACAGUCACUCCAAAGGUCAGAAGGUUUAUUUGACAUGGCCUGUGCCAAACUGUGCUGAGGGCUGCCCGGGAUCCUGGAUUAAAGACGGCUAUUGUGACAAGGCUUGUAAUAAUUCGGCCUGUGAUUGGGAUGGCGGUGAUUGCUCCGGUGAGGGUAACAGUGGUGCGGGUCGCUAUGCAGGAGGAGGUGGGGGCACCGGGGGCAUUGGAGUCGGACAGCCCUGGCAUUUCGGUGGAGGAAUAAGCGGCGUCUCUUACUGUAAUCAAGGAUGUGCAAAUUCCUGGCUCGCUGAUAAGUUCUGUGACCAAGCCUGCAAUGUCUUAUCCUGUGGGUUUGAUGCUGGUGACUGUGGGCAAGAUCAUUUUCAUGAAUUGUAUAAAGUAACUCUUCUCCCAAACCAGACUCACUAUGUUAUUCCAAAAGGUGAAUGCCUGCCUUAUUUCAGCUUCGCAGAAAUAGCCAAAAGGGGAGUCGAAGGCACCUAUAGUGACAACCCAAUAAUCCGACAUGCUUCUAUCGCCAAUAAGUGGAAAACCAUCCACCUCUUAAUGCACAGUGGAAUGAAUGCGACCACAAUACAUUUUAAUCUCACGUUUCAAAGUACAAAUGAUGAAGAGUUCAGAAUCCAGAUAGCAGUAGAGGUUGACACAAGGGAGGAGCCCAAACGGAAUUCUACGACCCAGAAGUCUUACCAAAGUUUGGUUAGCCCCUCAGCACUUCUUCCAGAGGUGGAAAUCCUGUUUGAGGAUAUCCCCGAAGAAAAACGCUUCCCCAAGGUCAAAAGACAUGAUGUUAACACAACAGGAAGAUUCCAAAUGGAGGUGCAAAUUCCGCUGGUCAAUAUUUCACUCCUUCCAAAAGAGACCCAGUUGAGCCUUAAUAACUUGGAUUUGCAGCUAGAACACGGAGACAUCACCAUGAAAGGAUACAAUCUGUCCAAGUCAGCCCUGCUGAGGUCGUUUCUGAUGAACCCACAGGAUGCAAAGUUAACAAUAAAUCACCCUCUAAUGACAGAGCAAAGAAAUGACAGUUUGGAGGCCCCACUGGAAAAACAGGUUCACAAAAGCAUCUUACCCAGCAGUUUAGGAACAUCUGAAAGAUUCCAGGGGUUAUUGCCUUUUCCAGCAGUGACAAUGACAGUGAAUGGCCACUCCCAGAGCCAGACUCCACCCCUGGACUUAGAAACCAAAGCAAGAUUCAGGUCCAAAGCUGUGACCCCAAAAGUAGGAGGUGGAGGUGUGUCAAAAGAAAAGCUCUCAUCUCUGAUUUUCCCACUGGAAAACAGGGAGACAGAAAAGGUAAUCACAGGGAAAGAACAAGAGAAGAACAGAAUGGAGGAAAACGCUAACAGUUACCUAGGUGGUAAUGAAGUAUUACCUGGAAGAAAACUGCAACAUUACACAGAGAGUUACCUGGGCUUUUUGCCAUGGGAGAAGAAAAAGUAUUUCCAAGAUCUUCUUGAUGAAGAAGAGUCACUGAAGACACAACUGGCAUACUUUACUGACAGCAAACACACAGGGAGGCAACUAAAAGAUACGUUUGCAGAUUCCCUCCGAUAUGUAAACAAAAUUCUAAAUAGCAAGUUUGGAUUCACGUCUCGGAAAGUCCCUGCACACAUGCCUCACAUGAUCGACCGAACAGUUAUGCAGGAACUGCAAGACAUGUUCCCUGAAGAAUUUGACAAGACAUCAUUUCACAAAGUGCGCCACUCUGAGGACAUGCAGUUUGCCUUCUCUUAUUUUUAUUAUCUCAUGAGUGCAGUUCAGCCACUGAACGUAUCUCAAGUUUUUGAUGAAGUUGACACAGACCAAUCUGGUGUCUUAUCUGACAGAGAAAUCCGCACGCUGGCUACCAGAAUUCAUGACCUGCCUUUAAGUUUGCAGGACUUAACAGGUCUGGAACAUGUGUUAAUAAAUUGUUCGAAAAUGCUUCCUGCUAAUAUCACUCAGCUAAACAACAUCCCACCAACUCAGGAAGCGUACUAUGAUCCCAAUCUGCCACCAGUCACUAAAAGUCUAGUAACCAACUGUAAACCAGUAACUGAUAAAAUCCACAAAGCGUAUAAGGACAAAAACAAAUACAGAUUUGAAAUCAUGGGAGAAGAAGAAAUUGCUUUUAAGAUGAUUCGUACCAAUGUUUCUCAUGUGGUUGGCCAGUUGGAUGAUAUAAGAAAAAACCCCAGGAAGUUUGUUUGCCUGAAUGACAACAUCGACCACAAUCAUAAAGAUGCCCAGACAGUGAAGGCUGUUCUCAGGGACUUCUAUGAAUCCGUGUUCCCCAUCCCAUCCCAGUUUGAGCUGCCAAGGGAGUAUCGAAACCGUUUCCUUCAUAUGCAUGAGCUGCAGGAAUGGAGGGUGUAUCGAGACAAAUUGAAGUUUUGGACUCAUUGUGUGCUAGCAACAUUGAUUAUGUUUACUGUAUUCUCUUUUUUUGCUGAACAGUUAAUUGCACUUAAGCGGAAGAUAUUUCCCAGAAGGAGGAUACACAAAGAAGCUAGUCCUGAUCGAAUCAAGGUAUAAAAGAUCUUCAUCUGAAAAUCUACCUCAGCUUUCACUGAACAUUUUAAAACUCGACAUCAGAGAUGUCUUCGUGAUGUAAUGCUUAGCCAGCUUGGCCUGAAGAAGGAAAAACAUGCAGUAUAAUAACUUGUUUUCUGGAAUGAAUAUAGCCUACUGACCAGGAAUUGCUUAACCAACACACGGAAAAUUUGUGUUGAGCAGCUCUGGUUUUACUUUUAAAGCAUUUGCUCAUGGACCGGUGUUUCUUUUAAUGAAAAGCCUCACUGAUGAGAGACAGCAAUGGUUGCUAUGGGAACUGAGCAGCUAACUAAUAUGAGAAGCCUAAGCCAGCUCGAGUGCUUUUGCUAAGAGUCCCCAGUCUUUUGCAUUCCAAAGCUUUUUGCUGUGGUUUUACAUUUUGGGGUUUUUUUGUUUGUUUCUUUUUUCCAUUUCUCAUUUUUAAAGUAAGUAGAUACUAAGUUAACUAAGUUAUCCUUGCUUUUGAAAACAAUGAAUUGGGAUGUGUAAACAUGUUUUUAUAGAUGUUAUUUAACUAAUGCAGCAAUAUCACAUCCUAUUGGCAAUAUCUAAAUUAUGGAUUUUAUUAACAUUUAAAACAAUGUGAUCUUAACCCACUUACCAUUAUUUAUGAGCUCAGUGACUGACAUCUGAUACUAUGUGCUUGUUUUCUUCAGCCCCCAAGAAUACUGUGAUUUCAUGUGGAGGCCUGAUUACAAAGGGCUAGAGUUAGUAGCUGAGCUACUUGCCAGAUGUAAUUAUGUUUUGAAGAUGUACAUAUUCAAAAAGAAGUGCCUCAUUUUAGAAAUGAGUAGUGCUGAUGGUAGUGGCCCACAACAGUGGUAUCUUCUUUAAUACUCACCAGUAUAUUCCAGUAGCUGGCUCUCAAUUAGUUUCACGUCAUGAAGGAUCAGGAAACUUUUUCUGUAAAAAGCCACAUGGUAAAUAUUUGCAGGCCACAUGUGUCUAUGUUGCAUAUUCUUUGUUUACUUUAGCUUUUGUUUUUAACAAUCCUUUAAAGAUGUCAAAACCAUGUCUAACUCGCAGCUGUACAAAAACAGGCCACCAGCUGGAUUUGGGCCAUAGGCCAUGGUUUGCUGACCACUGGGAUAGAGAAUUCGUAUUUUUAUGUGUGGGUAAGCCCUGAUGUUCAGCCAUGUUUUAUUUAUGUCAUUGUACUGUGGAUUUUAUGUGUCCUUUUUGAACUCUGACAGGUAUUUUAGAUCAUGAUCUUAACAGUAUUCUUUCAAAAUGGCAUACAUAUUUUGUAAAAAUAACUUGUAAAUAACUGUGUGCUGUAAGAGUUAUGUAUUUCAAAAAUUGAAGUCUCGUAAAAACUUAAAUUUUAUCUGCUGCUUUGAUUUUUAAUCUUUGAGGAGUGAGUUCGUUAUCCAGAUUCAGAAAUCAUUUGAGUGCUUACAUGGCAUGUCAGGAUCUGUCCGUAACACAACUGAAAUUAAGUGGAAAGCAGUGUAAGGAGAGGGUGGUUGGUAGUAUACAACCUGGAGAAUGUCAUUAUAUGGGGGAAAAUAAGUUCUAAAUGGGAUUUAUGUGGUAAAAAUUUAGGGGUUGUCUGGGUAUCUUUCUUAACGUGAAGAAUUCUAGAAAAGUUAGAGAAAUGAAUAUUUGGGUGUGAUGGAGAUUUCUGGUCAGGUGAAUAUAACCCACACCUUAUUCAGAGCUUAAUAGAUAAUGAGAUGGAUAACAGAAUCAGAAUAUUCAUAGAAUCAUUUAUCUAAUGAUUCAGUAGAAUCAUUAGAACAAAAGAACCUCAGAAGUUGAGUCGUCAAAUGGUCUUCAAGAAUUUUAAAGCCUCAGAACCAAUAGUCCAAAUGAAAUCCUCUGGAAGACCAGUAUGUAACACAGAAGAGGGAAAGCUGCUCAUCCUACCUGACCCCAAGGCGGUGCCUCCAAAACUCCCAGGCUUCACAGGCAGAGUGUCAAAGCCCCACAUCUUGUAUGUUAUCAUCGAGGACACGAGGGCCAGGAAGAUUACGUGACUUGUCCAAGGUCUCACAGCCAGUUGGGAGCAGAGGUGGGCUGGAGCCCAGCUUGUCUCUUUCUCUAGUCCCCUCCAGGCCAUGCCGCCUCCCCAGGACACAGUGGCAUGUGCGGGUGAAAAGCACACUCUCUGCGGUCCGACUCACAGGGUUCGAGUCCUCGCUCCUAGACACUGAUUGCCAAGAUUCAGCUUUCUCUUCUAAAACGUAGGAGGCAAUACUGGUGUCUGCCUACCUCAUAGGCUUCUGGAGAGGACGGAAGAAAUGACAUAUGCAACAUACCCAGCACAGUGCCUGGCAAAUACUCCUGCCUGAUAAAUGUCAGUGGUGAGGAUGAUAGUGAGGAAAGUAUGUAAAGGAUUGUUAUCCAGGUCAGGGGUGAGGUUUCCAGUGUAGUCUUUAGGGUGGAAUUAUUACAUUGCCCUUAGCUAAGAAAGUGACACAUUUUCUAAUUAAAAAUAUUUUUUGCCUA
Molecule: messenger RNA, 6440 nt
Organism: Balaenoptera ricei (Rice's whale)
Lineage: Eukaryota; Metazoa; Chordata; Mammalia; Artiodactyla; Balaenopteridae
Gene: GNPTAB
Product: N-acetylglucosamine-1-phosphate transferase subunits alpha and beta
Exons: 21
Coding region: 192-3971 (1259 amino acids)
Biological process (GO): carbohydrate phosphorylation; N-glycan processing to lysosome
Cellular component (GO): Golgi apparatus
Molecular function (GO): calcium ion binding; UDP-N-acetylglucosamine-lysosomal-enzyme N-acetylglucosaminephosphotransferase activity
Source: RefSeq, a predicted model, not a curated record